AUGCAAGGAACAAAUAUUGCAACUUCAUCAUUAUCUCAAGCAUCUCAACCACAAUUAUGGUCUCCUAUCAAUCCAAUAACUCAUCAAAAGACAAUGACCCCUACACAGACUGUUUACAGUGCUGAUGUUCUGGCUUCCACAGUACCAUCAUCACAACCACUAGCAUGUUAUUCACAACCUAUUUCUCAACCCAUUCAAGCAAGUCAUAUAAGCUCAGAACUACCAGCAGAUGGACCUCUUGUGUCUGAUUGUUAUGCUGCUCUUUUGGGAUUGGCUGAAACUUUCAGGACAAUGAGUCCUCCUAAUAUGCGACUUGCCGUUCAUUGUCUCAAAGCUAUUCUUCAGUUCAAACUUUCUGUCAAUCUAGAAGCUCGCACACAUUUACAACUGGGACGGCUACUGUUUCAUUAUAGCAAAAGCGAUGAACAGACAAAAUUUCACUUGGAAAAGGCUCGUACUUUGGGAGCACAUCUAAAAGCUAGUGAUGAUUCCAUCAAAUUUGAAGCCGCUACAUUGUUAGCUGAGUUCUUUGAAAGAAAAGGUAAACGAUAUGAAGCAACUUGUAUUCUAAACGAUGCCAUCAGAUUAUCAAAUAACAGUCCAUAUUGGCAUUGUCGAAUCUUAUUGGAACUGGCACAAGCUCAUAUUGCUGAACGAGAUGUGAAUUCAGCUUGUGAAAUAUUGGCAAUGGGCUCAGAAUAUGCACGUUUACAUAAUUCCGAUUAUACAAACGGUUUAUUUCUAUUAAGUAAAUGCAUGUUACUUUUGGCAAGUAGACAACUUCCGGAAGUUACAGUCACAUUAACCAAUGUUAGUCGAUUAAUUGAACAAUUCAAAGGAAAUAUGUAUCAUCGUGAGGCUUUACGUGUAUUUUACCUUGUUCUACAUGUUUCAUUUUAUCUUAUUUCUGGUCAAGCAAAAUCUGCCCAUCCAAUAUUACGACAACUACAUCAAAGUAUUCAACAAUUUGCUGCUAUGGAUGAAGCUGAUACUACAUCAACAAAUGAAAUUGAACGAUUUCAUUGGAUGCCCCGUGAACAUAUGGUUAUACUAGUUUACCUUGUUACGGUGAUGCAAUCAAUGCAAGCUGGAAUGUUGGAUAGAGCUAAACGAUCAGCUGAAAAAGCAUUAAUACAAAUUGAAAAACUAUCUGUAUUCGAUACUAGUCCAUUACUUACUGUAUUCCAUUUAAGUUUACUAGAACAUACGGCUAUGGGUCGUUUAGUAAUGGGUGUACAAACAGCAGCUGCACAAGAUAUUGGUCAAGCAUAUCGAAUAUGUCAAGCGAAUCCUGCACUAAUGUAUAAACGCCUCCCACAGUUGCAUACUUUAAUUGGCUUGUAUGCUAUGUCAAUGAAUUGUAUGAAUCAAGCGGAAAAUCAGUUUAAGUAUGCUUUAAGACUUAUUGCUGGACCUCAACAAGUUACUGGAUCUUUAGUACAUAUUCGGAAAGGUAAUACGGUUGAAUGUGAAGCAUUGUUAAAUGAAGUAUUUUCAUGUGGUAUCCAUGUGCUUGAAGGUUGUUGUUGUCUUCGUGCUGCUGCAGAUUAUGUACGAGCAUUUCAAGCAUUUUAUGAAAAUCGACUAACAGAUGCAAAAUUAUUUUUACGUGAAACUGUACGAUUAGGGAAUGAAGAAGAAUUGCAUCGUUUAUCAGCUUCAGCUUUUAUUACCAUGGGUCAAAUUCAUUUAAAUGAACAAAAUACAGCUGAAGGUCAUAAAAUGAUUAGUGCAGCUAUUCACAUAGCUAAUCGUUUACCCGAUAUAGGAAUUCAAUUAUGGGCAACUGCUUUACUUAAAGGUGUUGCUAAUCUACGUGGUGAUACACAAGAAGAAACUCGUUGGUUUACUGAACAUGAUCGUUUUUCAAAAAUUGUAAUACAUGAACAUAUGCGUGCUAUUUCCGCCCCAGAACAUUCACUUAUUGAGUGGUUAGAUGGACCAUUGCCAGAACUUCAACCACCGCAUACAGUUGCAUCGACUUCAGAUACUAAUUUAAUAUAA
This is a messenger RNA of Schistosoma mattheei, 2004 nucleotides long. Lineage: Eukaryota; Metazoa; Platyhelminthes; Trematoda; Strigeidida; Schistosomatidae. The record is from the annotation of a GenBank genome assembly.